Messenger RNA from Brienomyrus brachyistius, 5060 nucleotides. Its product is annotated as polypeptide N-acetylgalactosaminyltransferase 13. Gene Ontology annotation, cellular component: Golgi apparatus. The transcript has 12 exons. NCBI's taxonomy places the organism in Eukaryota, Metazoa, Chordata, Actinopteri, Osteoglossiformes, Mormyridae. The coding region runs from base 485 to 2155 and encodes 556 amino acids. The record is from RefSeq and is a predicted model, not a curated record.
GUGUAGCUGCCAGGAAACAAGUGGACGUUAGGGCAAAUCGCAUGUUCUCGUGCCAUUCGGAUAAAAUUUAAAGCAUUUGCUAUUUACUCUUCUUUGCAAUAAUGAGAAGGUAGACAAGACGACGGUCUUUGGAGUGACUAUAGAUAACUGACUGCAUCUCCAAAGAGAAGCUUCUACCAUCCCUGCGUAAUCAUUUAACCAGCGUUUAUUCCUAUCGACAUGUAAAUAUCGGUUGGACAAAAAAUAUAUAAUUUCGGAUUAUUUGUAUAUAUCGCAGGCAUAUGCAACACGUUGUUGGUAAGCAAAGCUGUAAAUGAUAUACAAGAUUGGAUUAUUUUACAUGGAAUGACAACCCGUGGAACCUCAUGCCCCAUCGCCGUCCCCCGGCCCCAGUUCACAGAGCGAGCGCCUCCCCCCCAUCUGGAGACGCGCUGCUGACCCCCAGCCGGCGUCCCCCUGGUCCCAGGGGUUGUACUCGGACACCAUGCGCAGAUUUGCCUACUGCAAGGUGGUGCUGACCACCUCGUUGGUGUGGGUGCUGGUGGACGUCUUCCUCCUGCUCUACUUCAGCGAGUGCAACAAGUGUGAUGACCGGAAGGACCGGUCUCUGCUCCCUGCUCUGAGAGCCGUCAUGUCGCGGACCCACGAAGGCCCUGGGGAGAUGGGGAAGGCUGUGAACAUCCAGAAGGAGGACCAGGAGAAAAUGAAGGAGCUUUUUAAGAUUAACCAGUUUAACCUCCUGGCCAGCGAUCUGAUAGCGCUUAACAGGAGCCUGCCCGACGUGAGGCUCGAUGGCUGCAAGACCAAGGUUUACCCAGACGACCUGCCCAACACCAGCGUCGUCAUCGUGUUCCACAACGAGGCCUGGAGCACGCUGCUGCGGACUGCCCACAGCGUCAUCAACCGCUCCCCUCGGCAUCUCCUGCUCGAGAUCCUGCUGGUGGACGAUGCCAGCGAGAGAGAUUUCUUGCAAAAGAAGCUGGAGGACUAUGUACGGACCCUAGAAGUGCCGGUACGGAUUUUGAGGAUGCAGCAGCGCUCCGGGUUGAUCCGAGCCAGGCUCCGGGGCGCGGCGGCUGCUCGAGGUCAGGUGAUCACCUUCCUGGACGCCCACUGUGAAUGUACGAUAGGAUGGCUGGAACCGCUGCUGGCUAGGAUUAAAGAGGACAGAAAAGCAGUGGUUUGCCCGAUUAUCGAUGUGAUCAGUGACGACACCUUCGAGUACAUGGCGGGCUCCGACAUGACCUACGGGGGAUUCAACUGGAAGCUGAAUUUCCGUUGGUACCCUGUGCCUCAGAGGGAGAUGGACAGGCGGAAAGGGGACCGGACACUUCCUGUCAGAACUCCCACCAUGGCGGGGGGUCUGUUUUCUAUCGACAGAACAUAUUUUGAAGAAAUUGGAACAUAUGACCCAGGCAUGGAUAUCUGGGGCGGAGAGAACCUGGAACUGUCUUUCAGGAUCUGGCAGUGUGGUGGCUCUCUGGAGAUCGUCACCUGCUCUCACGUCGGCCAUGUGUUCCGGAAGGCCACCCCGUACAGCUUUCCCGGGGGCACCGGCCAAGUCAUCAACAAGAACAACAGGCGCCUGGCCGAGGUCUGGAUGGAUGAAUUCAAAGACUUCUUCUAUAUCAUAUCACCAGGUGUGAUGAAGGUGGAGUAUGGAGACGUGUCAUCGCGCAAGACCCUUCGGGAAGCCCUGCAGUGUAAAUCCUUCUCCUGGUACCUGGAGAACAUCUACCCUGACUCCCAGAUCCCAAGAAGAUACUUCUCACUGGGUGAAAUUCGAAAUGUGGAAACCAACCAGUGUAUCGACAACAUGGGAAGGAAGGAGAACGAGAAGGUCGGCUUCUUCAACUGCCACGGGAUGGGAGGGAACCAGGUGUUUUCCUACACUGCGGAUAAAGAGAUCCGGACGGACGACCUUUGCCUGGAUGUGUCGCGGCUAAAUGGUCCCGUCAUCAUGCUCAAGUGCCACCACAUGAAGGGGAACCAGAUGUUUGAGUAUGACACGGAGCGGCUGACCCUCCUCCAUGUGAACAGUAACCAGUGCUUGGACAUGCCAUCAGAAGAGGACAAGAUGGCUCCCACCCUACGGGACUGCACGGGCAGCCGCUCUCAGCAGUGGCUGCUCAGGAACAUGACCCUCAAUGUCUGAUCCCCCUCCCUGCUCCCCGCCUCCGUCGUACCGGCCUGCUCCCAGCUGCGCUGGUCUGCACAGCUGUCCCUCUGACCAACAUCUGCAUCUCAUGGACCUCCUCAAGGCUUCAAGGAAGUGCCACCCGAUUGGGCCCUCCCACCAAGUCGGUGAUAGGCGUGGCCGGUCAGAGUGGUCCAAUGACAAUGUGGUGGGCGGAGCCAUGAGCCAGGUGCCGCUGCCUCCUUGGGACUCAGGUGUUUCCCAUCUCCUCCUGCAUAACUAUGUGGUGGAGGUAGUGUUUGGAAACAGUUAAAUAAAAACAGCAUGUCUUUAUGUACUUGUUCUUCAGAACAUUUACUUAUGUCCGUCUUCAGUAUGUGCAGCAAGAUCAUGAACGUAGUGGAAUAUAAUUUUUUUGUGUCCUCAGUUGCUUGAUUCAUGCUUUCAGGCUUUAAACCAGGGGGAUUCUACUAUUCAUAACCUAGGGACAUGAAAACAGCAGAGCUGCUGACCCCUUGCUUUACAGGCGAACAGGGUACCCCUUCCUCAGCGUGAAAGCCCUUGAUUUAAACCACAUUCCACGUUUACAUCAGGGACAGUAUUACCUGAGUCUUUUAACAUCACAAAGGUUUGUUGGUUAUUUUAUUUGCUGUGCGUGCAAGUUAUCAUUAUAUGCACAUAUAUGUGUCGAAUGUAUGAUGUUAUCGAUCAUGACGCACAUUUGGACUCGGACUGUUACCAAAAGAAGUCCUGACAUUUUUAUUGCGUCGUUGGCGACCACAGUCAAUGUGAAUUCUAUGAUCCGCUGCGGAUCUGCAGUGUUUCUGUUGAGGAAGCAAAAAUGUCACAUGCCUUAAAAAUAUUAUUGUGGCAUGCAUGUAUAAAAUAAGUGAUUUUUUAUUUUUUUUUUGCAAUAAAAAUAAUACUGGAAAAGCUAGUUCGUGAAGCUUCUGUUAGAUCAAGUGCAUGGCCAUCAAACUGCAGUAUGUUUUCUGAGACUUUUAAACUGAAAAGUGAAAAUAAUCCAGUCUUCACAAGUUUCUGAUAUAUUGUAUUAUACAUGUAUGAAUUCUGUAAAGGUUAUUUAUUCCCUUGUAGUGGAUGAAAAGAUUAAAUUUUUCUUUACUGUCUAACGAUUUAUUUAUGCUGACAUUUUUAAUUUGCUGAUUUUUUGUGUUUUCCAUUGUUGUACUUGAAAGAUUCUGUUUUUUUAUGAAAGAAUGAAACUACAUAACAUUAUUUUAUGAAAGAUAUAUAACUUCAGGGAGUUAAUAUAUGUUAUUGGUGUUUUUGUUCUGUGCUGUAUUUAAAAUCGGAAUCUUUGAGAGCAGCUUGUCCUGGUCUUUGCACAAAGGAUCCAAGUUAUACCCAUGAUAUACCCAUUUAAAUUUAAUUGCUCAAGCAGACUGACACAUAAACAGUCCCUAAGGUAAUAUUAAAUAAUAUAUAGUUAACCGAUGUUGCCAUUUCUGCUGCCUACGCCUUGUUAAUCUCUUCUGUUGACCAGAGUAGCAUGCCGUCAGUUUCACUCGCGAUGGUAAAAUGAUUGCUGCUUGUUGUUAUCUGAAAGCAGUGACAAGACUGCAGGGUUUACCCUUAUUGGUGGCUAGUGGUAUAUGUGGGUUUAGGCCAAGAGUGAAGGAAUCACAGAAGACAAUGGAUCAUGAUGCGUUUAGCAAGUUUAGCUGCGGGCAAAGAGAUUGUCAAGCAAAGCAUAAGGAAAACAGAUUGUUCUGUAUUAUACUUUUUUUUUUCAGAAUCCAUUGCAUUAACUUUAUUUUUGAUGAUCUUUAUUAUUUUUUUAUAAUUAUGCCCUUGGCACUUUACAGAUAUGUAAGAUUUUUUCUAUGAAUGAUGGAGCAGUAAAUAUAUAAUCGAUUUUAUUUAUUGUCACAUUUCUAAUGUGGCAUAUUAUAUACAAUAUAUUCGUAUUUUUAUAGAAAAGUAGACAAGAAUUUUGAACUACUGAAGUGGGAAUGGGCAGCACACAAUAAUCUGUUAAAGCACUGUGCCACGCACAUCUCAUCUGUGUUUUUUUGUAAUUGGGUGGAAUUGUGAAAUAAAGUUGUAAAAGUGGUCCAUGGAAUGAAGACUUGGAGAACGUGGGAAGCCGUCCCUGUGAAUUAGUCAUAAAAGAUUUAGCACAAAAGAUGUAACAAUUUCAGUGGGUGUCUCGAGUCAUGAUUGGGAAAAGCUUUGGUACUGCGACAAUUACUUCCAUUUGCCAUUUGUAAUUCUUCCCAUUUCAAAAUAAAUCGACGCAGUGAAAAUAACUAGUUGACAAACUGUAUUAGUGUCCUGAAAUGCUUCACCAGUUGUUGAUUGGUACCUGGAUGCCCCCAAUUGCCUGUACAUAUUGAAUAUUUGGAGUUUUAUUUUCUCGUUUGUUUCGAAGGUCUGUUGUUGACAGUGCAUGAUACUAAGUGAUGUAGUUUGUGUCUUUGUAUUCGUCUUGAAGCUGUUAGGUAACUGCCACCUGUUUGUAUGUUUUAUAAAGAUUUUUUAAGUUCAUCCAAUAUAGAGGAAUAUAGAAAUUGAAACUAUAAUAAAUGGCUAAGAUUCUUAACUCACUGACUCGAAUGCAAGUAAAUUUUUUGUGCUUUUUUUAAUCCAUGUGAUACCAUUACCUCAAAUUUACUUUUGUUUCCUGUUAUCCCUCAAUGUUUGCUGUGACAAAUGUUAAUUAAUUGAAACAUCUUUAAUCACAUUCUCUGUAAGCGACCAAUACUUUUUACAUUUUUUUUUCUUCGUUUAACCAAAAACUAAUAAACCAAUUUUAACAUCAGGGGAGGGUGCUGUAUUGGCGUGUGUGAACAUUACCUGAAGUUGUUAAGUCUUCUUCAUGCAAGCUCAAAGUGAGAUGUCUCACGAAAGAUCUGAAAAUAACUUUGCUAAUUAAACUUUCCUGGUUUUAUUUACGCUA